AUGGGGAUGGACUUGAGGGUUGUUCCGGCGGAGGAAUGGUGGAACCGAGGGAGAGAUUCUAGCCACGACGGUGAACGUGACCUAGGCCUUAUGGUUACCGAUUUUCUGGAGACGGGAAGCGGUGGCGCUGCUAAUGGUGAUUCCUAUUGCAGCAGCGACAGCGAUUCUGGAUUCCCGGAUCCUUCUUACCUUUCCGAUAAAAUUCAGUUUCUCAAGUACUCAAUGCCUCAGCACGAAACCGAGGUUCUCUCUGCGGUUCGUACCCUGAUGCUUACGAUCAAGGAGAAAGAUCUUCACUCUGUGAAAUCCGGUACCUGUAACGCCAGUUGCAUCAGGUUUUACCUCGCAAAGCUCUUGAGACUCUCCGGUUACAACGCUGCUGUUUGCUCCGCAAGAUGGCAAGGCGGUGGCAAAGUUCCUGGUGGAGACAGUGAGUACAUAGAUAUCAUAUUGAGUGACACUGAUGUUGGCCAAGACGACCGUUUGAUUAUCGACAUUGAUUUCAGAAGUCACUUUGAAAUCGCGAGAGCUGUGGAUUCAUACCAACGGAUAAUGGAAUCACUCCCUGUUGUUUACGUAGGCACGGUGGCGAGGCUAAACCAGUUUCUCCAAGUAAUGGUCGAUGCAGCGAAAUUCUCUUUAAAGCAGAACUCGAUGCCGUUGCCUCCAUGGAGAUCGCUGAACUACCUGCAAUCCAAAUGGCUCUCGCCGCACAAGAGGCAUCUCGGACCGAUCAGUCAAGAAGGUCCCGGAAUGUUCUCGCCGGGGUUGCACAGACAGUGUGCUGAGAAUCUAAAGAGGCUUCAGAUUGCUUUCUAUGCGGAGCAAGAGUCGGAGAGAUUCAUGAAGAAGAAGAGCGGUUUAAGCCGGAGGAUUAAGCCCGAGAGGAUGAGAAUUCAUGGGGCUCGUGCCGCUCCUUAA
Microthlaspi erraticum is the source of this 921-nucleotide messenger RNA. NCBI's taxonomy places the organism in Eukaryota, Viridiplantae, Streptophyta, Magnoliopsida, Brassicales, Brassicaceae. The record is from the annotation of a GenBank genome assembly.